Daphnia pulicaria is the source of this 4494-nucleotide messenger RNA. RefSeq lists its product as uncharacterized. The transcript is spliced from 16 exons. The record is from RefSeq and is a predicted model, not a curated record. The coding region runs from base 443 to 4060 and encodes 1205 amino acids. Lineage: Eukaryota; Metazoa; Arthropoda; Branchiopoda; Diplostraca; Daphniidae. Gene Ontology annotation, cellular component: cytoskeleton. Gene Ontology annotation, biological process: establishment of epithelial cell polarity.
GACCGUUUUUUUUUUUUGAAAAUGGCGACAAGCAGUAAAAUAUUGACGUUUGCUGGUGUGUUCUGCCCGUUCUUAAUACCCAUUCUUUAGAAAAAAAGGUUUUCUGUUUUUUUUCCCAGUCGAGUUUUUAUAUCUCUUUUAACUUGAUUUCAAAACCAGUGGACCAGCGGGCAGGAAGAGCGAGGGAAAAAAGGAGAGAGUUUUCAGUCUCGUGAGAGUGGCCAGUAUACCAGGUUGUUGUGUUGUGUGUGUGUGUGUGAGUGUGUGUCUGCUGUGUACGUCGGCAAGAAUCUUACAGGAUGGCAGUUAUUCCGUGAUCGGAAACGAUAGUGGACAGUCUCUCUCCCAACUUGCUCUCAGUGCUUGAAAUCGAUACUUGGCUAUAUUACCAUGAACUACUGUGUUUCACCUCAUCGUUGAUGCAAGCUACCCAUGAGUCAAGAUGAGCGAAGGAAAACGAGUGUUGAUCGUGCUGCCCGACGAGCGUCGCCUGGAACUGCUGGUUCAGCCCAACUUGCUCUCGUCGGAUUUACUCGACUUGGUCACGUCUCAAGUGGCCCUCAAAGAAAAGGAAUUCUUCGGACUGGCUUACUUCGAUGAAACUGGACACUACAGCUGGCUUCAAUACGACCGGAGGGUGCUGGACCACGAGUUCCCGAAGAAAAAUGCGCUUCCGUUGUCCGUCCACCAUCACCUGCAGCAGUUACAGCCCAACAAUAAUCACGGCAAUAAAUGCGCCCUCGUUCUCUACUUCCUCAUCAAGUUCUACGUGGAGAGCAUCAGCCUCUUGAGGGAUAGCCAUACGGUGGAACAUUUCUACCUCCAGCUGCGCUCGAUGGUGUUCAAGGAUCAGUUUGAAGUCGGGAGCGAAUCCGUCUGCACAUUAGCUGCCUGGGCCCUUCAAGCAGCUCACGGAGAUUACGCCGACGAUUUAACGGCGAGAAAUCAUUUGAAGAAAUCGCCCAUUCUGCCCGCCAGCGCCUUGAAGGAACACCAGUCUCUCUCUGAAUGUGAGGAUCGGGUCAUCGAGAACUACAGGACUUUGGUGGGCCACAGCCGCGGUCAAGUCAUCGUCAAUUACCUGUCGAAAGUCGAGUCGCUUCCCAACUACGGCGUCCACUACUACAGCGUAACAGACAAGCGAAACACGCCCUGGUAUUUGGGAAUCAGUUACAAAGGCAUCGCCCAGUACGACUACUCGGAUCGGAGACAUCCCCGCAGGAUCUUUCAAUGGAAACAGUUGGAAAACUUAUACUUUCGCGACCGGAAGUUCUCCAUUGAAGUUCACGACCCCAAACGAGUGCAUGCCGUACAUAGCAGUUUGUAUGCGUGUCCCGAAUCACCCGAUCUGGUAGAGGAUGGUCUGACUGAGGCAUUUCCAGAAGAUUCGACGCAGGUAUCGGUGAACCGUCGACUGCAAGCUGGUACGAUUAGCGUCAUCGUGUGGUUCGGUCAAACCCAGGCGCUGACCAAGAACAUUUGGCACAUGGCCAUCUGCCAGCAUCAGUUCUACCUGGACCGUAGGAAUUCCAAGGCGCGACAGCUCAAGGCUCGAAAUCUCAACGACAUUGCCCUGGAUCUGUCCAAGUCGAGCACGAGCUUAUCGCUCUCGACGGCCAGUUCAAACUCGCAAUCUAAUCUCAGUCACUCUGGUAGUACGUUGAGCCUCAACGGGAAAAUGGGACAGACGCCGGAAGCGGAAGAAAGCGAGGCGGCGAGGGCGGCCCGCCUGGAAAUCGUUUCGGCUCUCAAAUCACGAAAAGCCGCAAUGGAGGAGAAACUCAAAGCCAAAAUAGAAGAGCUCAAGAAAUUAUGUCUGGAAGAAGGAGCGCUGAGCGGCACACUUCCGCCCGAAUAUCCUCUCAAUCCUGGCGAGGCAUUGCCAACCAUUCGCAGAAGGGUCGGCACCUCGUUCACCUUGCCAGAGAAUCUCCUCAACAAAGCAAAGUCUUCCAAGGAGGAAUCGCUGGCCGCCAUGGAGCUCGAAUAUGAGAUUCAACGCAAAAUAACUUCGGCCGCGCUGAGACUCGCCAAUGACGGUAGCCCGUCGAAAGCUGUGAAGCGUCAACGGAAAAUGAUUUACCAACAAAGCCUCCAGCAGCUCAAGGAUAUCGAAACGAAACUGCGUUCGUUGCGCCUGGCCGAGAUGUACAACAGCACGCAAGCCCAGCCUCAAGUCCCCGUGACCACCACCACCAGCCCGUGGAGCAAAGCCAAGAAGAAGCCCAGGCCGAAUGGCGGAUCGGAUGCCACGCUCGACGAGGAAGCUGGAUUCAUCCAGCAGACUGAAACGAGUUUGGACGGACAUGACCUCUAUUUAGACGACCAUGGCGUCAAUCUCUCGCCGGCUGUGACCCAACAGCAGCACGGAACUAACCACCACAAUCACCACCACCACCACCACCCAAUCACUGCCACCCCUAUGCGUCGAGAUCGCUCCCUAUCGCCCGCUAACGUGCCCGUCUCGAGCGCCGUUCCUAGUUCAGUUUUGCGAUCAGAGCAAAAGCCUCGAAGUGCUCCGGCUUCCCCGCAAAAGAAUCGUCAUACAAACAGUGCAAUGUAUCAACAACAGCAACAACAGCAGCAGCAGCAACAACAACAACAGUAUACCAAUGGAUACAGCAACCACCAUCAUCAUCAUCCACACCAUCCGCAUCCCGAGAUCCGCCGGGAACAAAGUGGAGGCUACACUCCCAACACUCCUAUGAUGCGAUCAUCCUACCGUACUAAACAAUACCCAACGCUUACUUCUAGCCAGACUACUCCGCCUUACGUCAUUCAAGACUUAUCCUGGGAUCCUCACCACCACAACGGAAUGGGUGGGAACCGUGUGGGCCCGCAAUUGAUUGGCAUCGACCCUUCCGCUGGUGGUGGGUUGUACAACAUUGCACGACAGAGAGCCAGCCACGAUUUCCCUACUCACGCAUCAAUGGACGAUCUGGAAGUCAUUGGACUGAGGAGGUUGACGGGAGCGUCGUCCGAUCACAGCGAUCACACGCCUCGCAGCCUCAUGACGUCGGCCCAACACUCUCCGGCCCAGGAUUCCAAUCCCAACACAUCUGCCGAUUUCGAGUGGGAUUUCGGCGAUGAAAAUGCGCCGGCCACUCGUCGACUGGAUCAGUUGGUUCAUCACAAGUUCGGCAGUUUGGAUCGGCGGAGGCGAAUGAUGAACGCCAGCAUGGACGCCGACGCCAAAAGUUGUUCCAAACCAGUGGUUUACGAAGGGUCGAGGAGUAUGGACGAGCUGGACGGUCCGUCGCCUUUGACCGUCGACGUGAUUGACGGUUCGUCGAUCGGCCCUCGCUUCGGCAGCCGUGGUAUGCGUAAAGCCAGCAGCAGCAGCAGCAACCAAAGCUCCAGUUACAAUGAACCCGAACUGACUCUAUUGCCCAAUCAGACGUAUCCGGAUUAUCCAGACUUUGGGGCUUCCAUCCGUGACCGCAGUGGUAGUUCCAGCCGCAUGGAGACGGUCUUUGACAUUGACAGUGCCGUGUACACGCGAAUGUCCAACAACUUAUCGGUGACGUCACUCCAUUCCAAUAAGAAAAAGGAAAAAGACUGGUAUGAAACUUCACUGGACUCACCGGUUCCUGGUCGCAAAUCGAAGAUGAACGGGACUUUAACGGAUAAGCCGCCAGCUUCGUUGCCGCCAGUCUCGACUUCUGCACCGACUCCAACGAUGGGCAACAACGGGACGAGCACUGUCCGAGCCCAGCCGGUGCGGUUAGCGGAACCUGGACACGAAGACAGUUUCGAUUUUGAGACAGUAGUGCCUUUCGAAUCGCCCAAAAACUUGGAGUUGAUUGCGCCCGGCAAAUUCGAGCCUUACAGAGAAGUGUCGAAGCCUUUUGAAACUUCGGAUAUUUACAAGUAUAGCGCCAAGUAUCGGCAACAGCAGACCAAAGGUCUGUAUCAGCCACUCACGCCGCUAGCCUGCCAACCCAUGAAUUCCGCACGUGGCGGAGGAGGAUCCCAUGCAGCUGAUACCAAUAGCCUCGGUGAAAAUCACUCGAACCCACCUGCCCCAGAGUUCCGUUCCAAACCGGCUACCUUAGUUUGAAAAUAAGUUCCCUUCGCUCUUUUGUAUAGGUAAUUAUAAUAAUAUUCUUAAGGAUUUGUACCUGAUGACCUGAUAUGUUUAUGUGUUUUUUUGGGGUUCAUUUGUCCCGCUCUUUUUCAUCAAAUUCCCGUUCCUGUCUCAAGGUUCUUAAAACAAAACAAAAAAAUUAUGAAGCGGUAAAAAUGUGUUUUGUUGUGUGUGCGAUUUUUUUUUUUUUAAUGGGUUACCGUUCGUGAGUUGAAGAAGGUGAAGAAAGACUUUUGAUACGGAAUUUAUAUCCGGCUGACAUGCUGUUCUUUUUAUUCGUCCUGCUUUGCAUAUUGUUUAACUUGGAAAUGUUUCUCAAACUGUGUAUGUGUCUUAUCUCUGUCUCGCGCCCAUGUAAAUAACUUAACCGGUUUAUGUCAAACGAUUACAAAACAGUUUGAUGCAAA